This is a messenger RNA of Penicillium waksmanii, 627 nucleotides long. RefSeq names its product p24 family protein. Gene Ontology annotation, cellular component: Golgi apparatus; COPII-coated ER to Golgi transport vesicle; endoplasmic reticulum-Golgi intermediate compartment. The record is from RefSeq and is a predicted model, not a curated record. Bases 1 to 627 code for a protein of 208 amino acids. Lineage: Eukaryota; Fungi; Ascomycota; Eurotiomycetes; Eurotiales; Aspergillaceae. Gene Ontology annotation, biological process: protein retention in ER lumen; endoplasmic reticulum to Golgi vesicle-mediated transport; intracellular protein transport. The transcript is spliced from 4 exons.
AUGCGGUUCGCUCUCCUAGCCGGUCUGGCCUCCCUGGUCUCCUCCGUUUCCGCAACUGCCUUGACAUACCGGCUUGAGGCGAACGAGAAAGCAUGCUUCUACACCAACAUUGAGCAGGCCAAUGCCAAGGUGGCAUUCUACUUUGCGGUUCAAUCUGGCGGCUCCUUCGAUGUCGAUUACUCCGUGACUGCGCCGGGCGGCAAGAUCGUCCUGGAUGGAACGAAGGAACGACAGGGUGACCACGUCUUCACUGCCCAGAGCCACGGCGAAUACUCUUUCUGCUUCAACAAUGAGAUGUCUACUUUCGCUGAGAAGAUGGUUGACUUUGAAAUCGCUGUCGAAAACGAAUCCCGCGCCCAACUCCCCUCCCGCCAAGGCGCCUCCCCAGAACAAACCUCCAACCUGGAAGAAUCAAUCUACAAACUCUCCGCACAGGUGUCCACCAUCUCCCGAAACCAGAAAUACUUCCGCACGCGCGAGAAUCGCAAUUUCAGCACCGUUCGCAGUACCGAGCGUCGCAUCUUCAACUUUAGUGUCAUCGAGGGUCUGAUGAUGGUGUCCAUGGCCGCGUUGCAGGUCUUUGUUGUGCGCUUCUUUUUCCAGGGCGCGAGAAAGGGUUACGUGUGA